UAUCAAAGCAGAUAAUAUUCUUCUUGAUUAUAAUUUUGAACCAAAGGUGGCAGAUUUUUCGCUCGCUAAUUUUUUGCCAAAUACCGAUGGUGUUACUCACAUCACUACCAUAAUUAAGGGAACUAGCGUGCUAAGGAUUGGAUUAGACAAGCUUUGAACAAUAAUGACUAUACCAAUCUCGUUGAUUCCAAAUUGAGAGACAAGUAUGACAAAGAAGAAAUGAGAAGAAUGAUUUAUUGUGCUUAUACUUCUGUGUAUAAAUCUUCACAAUUUCUGUCAAAAAUGAAACAGAUAGUUGAAGUUCUUGAAGGAAGUAUGCUUCCCGAGAAGUUAAUGGAUGGGAACGACGGCAGCGUAGCUUUACACGAUGAUAUACCUCAAAUACAUAAGCUGAAGGAAUAUAAUUUUCGACAACUCGCAAUGGCAACUGAUUUUUUCUCCAACAAUCUCCUUCUUGGCGAGGGUGGUUUUAGUCAAGUCUUCAAGGGAACAUUAGAUGGUGAAGUCGUUGCUAUCAAGAUGCUUAAAAGAAAGCUGGAAAAUAAAUUGGAGGAGAUUGAGUUCCUUGGCUUUGUGAGACACCGAAAUAUUGUUAAGAUGAUCGGGUACUGCAGUGAGGGAAAAAAUAGAUUCCUUGUUUUAGAGUAUGUUCCCAACAAGACCUUGGCAUAUCAUUUGCAUGGAACAAACACGAUUUUGGAUUGGUCAAAGAGAAUGAAAAUCGCCAUACACUCUGCAAAAGGGUUGCUGUAUCUUCAUGAAGACUGUAAACCUAAAAUCAUACAUCGAGAUAUCAAAACAGAUAGUAUCCUUCUUGAUAAUGACUUUGAACCAAAGGUCGCAGGUUUUUCGCUUGCAAAUUUUUUGCCGGAUAUUGAUGAUGUUACCCACAUCACCAGUCUAUUGAGGGGAACUAAUGUUUAUGCAGAUCCAGAAUAUGAUAAUAUUCAAAAAAUAUCAGAGAAAUCAGAUAUUUAUUCCUUUGGAGUUGUACUCUUAGAAUUAAUUACUGGUAGAAGACCCAUCGAUGAACAAGGCAAUAACAUUAUUCAUUGGGCAAAGGAUCGAAUUGGACAAGCUUUGAACAAUAAUGACUAUGUCGGUCUUGUUAAUUCCAAAUUGGGAGAGUUGUACGACAAAAAAGAAAUAAGAAAAAUGAUUUGUUGUGCUGCCGUUUCGAUUUAUAAACCUGCACUUUUUCGAUCAAGAAUGAAAGAGAUUGUUGAAGUCUUAGAAGGGUCUAUGCCAUUGAAAAGUAUAGGGCUAAACUCGACUUCCAUAAGCCAUCUUUCAUCAUUUACUAUGGCUUCUAGUUCUUGGACCCUUUCCCAACGGAAGACAUGGGAUGUAUUUAUUAGUUCUAGAGGGAAUGACGAUGUCAGUAAAGGUUUUCUCAGCCAUCUCCUUAAUGCUUUGCAGCAAAAAUAUAUCAAUACCUUCGUGGAUAACACACUUCGUGAAGGAAAAGAGAUUUCACCAGCUCUCUUGAAAAUAAUCGAAGAAUCAAGUGUGGCAGUAGUCAUUUUAUCUGAAAAUUAUCAGAUGACUCGUGUUGAAUGCUCGAAUAUCUUCUUUUAA
Messenger RNA from Hevea brasiliensis (rubber tree), 1578 nucleotides. RefSeq names its product proline-rich receptor-like protein kinase PERK15. NCBI's taxonomy places the organism in Eukaryota, Viridiplantae, Streptophyta, Magnoliopsida, Malpighiales, Euphorbiaceae. Gene Ontology annotation, molecular function: ATP binding; protein kinase activity. The transcript is spliced from 11 exons. The record is from RefSeq and is a predicted model, not a curated record. Bases 220 to 1578 code for a protein of 452 amino acids. Gene Ontology annotation, biological process: protein phosphorylation; signal transduction.